This is a messenger RNA of Ustilago hordei, 1515 nucleotides long. RefSeq lists its product as uncharacterized. Gene Ontology annotation, molecular function: ubiquitin protein ligase activity. Bases 1 to 1515 code for a protein of 504 amino acids. Lineage: Eukaryota; Fungi; Basidiomycota; Ustilaginomycetes; Ustilaginales; Ustilaginaceae. The transcript has a single exon. The record is from RefSeq and is a predicted model, not a curated record. Gene Ontology annotation, biological process: negative regulation of gene expression via chromosomal CpG island methylation; protein ubiquitination.
AUGGUUCGCAACAACACCACACAAGAUAUCGAGGCGGAUUACGAAGCGCAAAGGCAGGCCAACAUCAAGGCGAAUUUCGAAUUGAUGAUGUCGCUUGGUUUGUAUCAGUCUUCGACUUUUCUCUACCCCAGGCCGCCUUCUACGCCGAAGGCUAAGUCUUCACCGAAAGCAAAGGCAGCUUCUUCCUCGGGGUUUGUUGAUGGAGGCGAAGAUGUUGAACAGAGGGUGGAGAGACCAAAACGAAUCACCCGCUCGGUAUCCCGUGUUAUGGAACCCAAACAAAGCACCGCAAGAGGAAUGAAAAGAGCGCUAAGCGACGAAGGGCUGCCUAGCCGCAAGACGAAACGCUCUGAUCCGACGGAGUACAAUCCCGAUGCGUUCAUCGAUUCUGACAAUUCUGACGACGACAAAGACGAAUCCUAUCGCUCCCACAAAUCUUCUCGACCGCACACCAGCUUCAAUCCUAACCCAACCUACAGAGACAAAGCUGAGCUCCAACGCCACUCCGAUCGUCUGGGAAUCCGUAUUCACAACCCCAAAACCUUCGGUUCCAUCCCUGGCAUCCCCAUCGGCACGCUCUUCUCUAAACGCAUCCACGCAUCAACCGCAGCCAUUCACGCUCCUACCGUAGCUGGCAUUAGUGGGAACGAAGAAGUUGGUUGUUGGAGUAUCUGUCUUUCUGGUGGUUAUGAAGACGAUAUCGACUCAGGCCACACUUUCACCUAUACUGGCUCAGGAGGUAGAGAUCUAAAGGGAACGGCGAAUAAUCCAAAGAAUCUUCGUACAGCCCCACAAAGCAGUGAUCAAGAAUGGGAGGGAAAAAACGCAGCACUAAAGAAGAGUGUCAAGACGGGCAAACCGGUUCGAGUGAUGAGAGGGUGGAAAGGUGGGAAUAAAUGGUGUCCGAGGGAAGGGGAGGGAUAUGUGUAUUGUGGUUUGUAUAAGGCGGUUGAUGCUUGGAUGGAGAACGGUAAGGCUGGAUUUUUGGUUUGUCGGUUUAGAUUUGUUAGGUUGCCCAGUCAGGAGCCUUUGCCUACCUUCGAUCAUGAAAGAGAGGAAAGUGGAGAUAAAGCUGAGGCUGAGGAUGAGAGGAAGGAAAGUGAGGAUGAGGUGCAAGUUGUUGAGCCGCCAAAAGAAGUCUCAGCGCGGGAAAUGAGUGCUCGCAACCGCGCCCAACCCCGUCCCUCCAUGGCAACCAGCUCAAAGGUCGCAGCGUCACCCUCACCAACACCAUCGAACCGCUCCAUCCGAAGCACAUCCUCCAUCAGCCCCCACCCCAUCCUCAAAUCUUCGUCAAGUGACUUUGAUCGGUCGCAGUACACCAUCAUUUCCGACUCAGACUCUGACGUGGAGGAGGUUGAGAGGGAAGAGGAGGAAGAAGUGCAGCUCAUCCUCGAAGUUGACGCAAAAGGAAAAGAGGUUGAGGAGAGAGUUGCGAGAAGGUCGCCAAGAAAGAGUAAGGCGAGUUGGAAGAAGUUGGAGUUCGAAACUGGUUGGAAGACCUUUCGCUCCUAA